Molecule: messenger RNA, 1539 nt
Organism: Yamadazyma tenuis ATCC 10573
Lineage: Eukaryota; Fungi; Ascomycota; Pichiomycetes; Serinales; Debaryomycetaceae
Source: RefSeq, a predicted model, not a curated record
AUGUCCACGGAAUUGAGUACGACCCAGCAACACGCCAUCGACGCCGUACGGGCCCGCAAUGACACCCUCGUGCUGCUACUGGAACUAGGUACCCAAUUACGCAACCCCGACUUCCGGAACUCCCCCCAAGUAUUAGAACUAAUCCCCACUUUAGCAGACAUCUUCGUCGAUGACUGCCACUCUGAACCACUAACCCUAGAAGCCCUACGCGUGCUCAUCAACUUGACGGCCGAUAGCGACCGCAACCGGUGCCAGAUUAUUACACACGCCCACCUCUGGCGCCGUGUUCUCGGUAUGGUUGGCACAGAAAGAGUAUCGAUUCUUCUCGCCCAGUUUGUCAGGAACACCGAGUGCAUUUCUAAGUUUUCCCAAUUUUUCUACAAGCUAGGGAUCCAUGAGCCGUUGGUCAAGAGUCUCUUUACUGGUGGUGAGGUGGACGUGGCGCUGGUGGAGUUUUUGGCCGGGGUGUUGGUGCCUGAAGUGUUAACUCCUGAGUUUGUGCCAGUAGCCGAGCGCUAUUUGCCAGUGUUUGUGGACUUGUACCGACCCCACGACGACCUCGACCACGAAGACACCGCCGAGUUGUACGAGAGUCUCCUGACUCUUUUGUACCAUCUCACCCAGUUUGACGACAUGGAUACAACAGUUUUGCCCCAGUUAUACCCGCUUUUCGAGCAGUACACUGAGAGUUCGAGUGUCAGCAGGCAACUUUUUUCCACCGUGGGCAACCUCCUGUCGAUGCACAGGUUUGGCACCAUCGCCGACGUACACACGGCGUUGCAAUGGCUCCCCCGGGGUAAUCUCUACCGCCAGGCGGCCGCAUACUUGGUGGUGGGAAAUUACGUCCAAAGCCAGGCCCAGUGCGAUGAGGUCAACGCCCUAGUGGGCGACACAUUUAUUAGAGACUACUUCUCCACCGCGUUCUCCGACGUGGUGCAGUACCAGUCGCUCCACGCCAUCAAGAACCUUGUCACGAGUGCCACCAGUAAACAGGUGCUUGACCACCCCAGUUUCAUGGGGUUCUCUAAAGUGCUUAUCGACAACCAGAGCUACUACCAGGAAAUCUUCCUCACGUACUUGGCGUGUGUGAAAAAACUCGUGCGAUUGACGUUUAACGAUGUAUCCACAUCCAUCUACGAGUACGAGCGGUUGUGGAGUUUGGUGGAUUCAGACGAAAUCUAUUUGUGCAUUUGCCCAUUCAUGGACAGAAGUGAAUGCGAUCUCAACCAGCGACUUUUGACGAAGGUGUUUUGUGCAGAAAUGCCGGUGGAGGCCACCAGAGUACUUGACCGACUCAAGGCUCAGGCGGUGGUAUUAAAGAACAACGUGGAGAUGGUUACAAGGCGAUUGGGUGCUGAUUCAAACUUCAAAAAUGAGGUUUUGGUGCGGUUGCAAAAGCUUGGGGAAAUGGUGUCGGGGUCUGAUGAGAGCCACCCGCAACACCAAGUGGUUGCCAACAACGCGCGAUAUGUGGCGGGGGCGAUGAUGGCGGUGGGCGACGCGGAGGUGGUGGCGGCCGCGCGCCAGAUGUUGGUCUGA